This is a messenger RNA of Stomoxys calcitrans (stable fly), 3797 nucleotides long. Its product is annotated as calmodulin. NCBI's taxonomy places the organism in Eukaryota, Metazoa, Arthropoda, Insecta, Diptera, Muscidae. The record is from RefSeq and is a predicted model, not a curated record. The transcript is spliced from 5 exons. Bases 500 to 949 code for a protein of 149 amino acids. Gene Ontology annotation, molecular function: calcium ion binding; enzyme regulator activity.
GCUCAGUUGCAAUUGAGUUGUUGACCGUGCGAGUUACCGUAAAAUUUGAAAAAAAAUUCGGACGAAACCUCUCCAUUCUCUCUAAAAAAACCAAAAAAAAGAAAAUAUAUAUUCUAAAAAAUAAAAUAUAGCGGUGUUGACCCCCCUAUAAAAACGAAUUGAAAAGAAAAUUUGUUGUAAAAGAAAUACCUACCCCCACUCUCGCUUGCUCUGAGUGAACGUCACUGUGAGCAGAGACGCCGCCGCAAUCAACAGCAGCAGUCGUCACCACACUGUCAGUUUAACCGCUGUUGUGUGUUUCACCACCGAGGAGAGAACUUAAGGCCGUAAGACUUAUAACGGAAGCAUUUUCUUCACACACAUCCACAUCUACUUCAGCCGUUAGUAGUUCGAAAUUCCAAACCGGCGGAUUUCCAACUACUUAUAACUACAGCAACAACAAAACAAACAAACAGCUUUAAUUUAACACAAAAACCCCCCUAACAAAAAAACACAUAAAAUGGCCGAUCAACUAACAGAAGAACAAAUCGCCGAAUUCAAAGAAGCCUUCUCACUAUUCGAUAAAGAUGGCGAUGGCACCAUCACAACAAAGGAAUUGGGCACAGUCAUGAGAUCACUUGGUCAAAAUCCCACAGAAGCUGAAUUACAGGAUAUGAUCAAUGAAGUCGAUGCUGAUGGCAACGGCACAAUUGAUUUCCCCGAGUUCUUGACAAUGAUGGCCCGUAAAAUGAAGGAUACCGAUAGUGAAGAGGAAAUCCGAGAAGCCUUCAGAGUAUUCGAUAAAGACGGCAACGGCUUCAUUUCAGCGGCUGAAUUGCGUCACGUCAUGACAAAUUUGGGUGAAAAGUUAACAGACGAAGAAGUCGAUGAGAUGAUUCGAGAAGCUGAUAUCGAUGGUGAUGGUCAAGUCAAUUACGAAGAAUUCGUGACUAUGAUGACAUCGAAGUGAGCAGCUAAAUUACUUCUUUUUAAGCUUUUCUAUGUUUUUAAGAUGUUGACGAAGACUGUAGCUGCUGUGCGCUCCAACACCGCGCCAUCGCUAUUGCUAUGGAUUAUAACAUGAAGAAAAAAAAAUUAUAUAUAUAUAUACAUAUAAAAACAACAACUAUAAAAAAUCUUAAAAAAUAAAUUAAAUUAAAUUUUACUAUAACACCCCUCAACAACAACAACAACAACUUAAAAUAAUAAUAAUACAACAACAAAAUACAAUUAAUGAAGAUGAUGUAAAUCAAGCAGAGAUAGAAAUUUGCAACAAACCAGAAACAAAAAAUAUUGUCUGAAUGGUAUAAACAAAAAGAAGAGAAACAGCAACAACAACAACAUUUAAAUAUAAAUAUAUAUAUAAAAAAAAUUAAUAAAAAUGAUGAGAAAACCCAGAAAUAUAUUAUAAUAAAAAUCCAAAAACAAACAAAAAAAUCAAACUUUAAUAUUAUUAUUAAACAACAGCAACAACAACCAUAAUAACAAGAGCAAGCAAGCAAGCAACAGAGAAGAGAUUAUUUGAGAAAAAUUAAAUAAAUACAAAAAUUACGAAUCCAAUAACAAAAAAUAUAACAACCACAACAACAACAACAACAAUACACAACAAACAGUUCAGAUUAAGGCUCAUUUAAACAAAAAUAAAAUCCCAGAAAAAAAGGAAAUUUUCAAAACAACAACAAAAAGUAAAUCCAAUUCAGAAGAAAAAAAAUUGAGGAAAGAGCAGACAGAGCAAGCAUGAGUAAAUAUGUUAAGCGAACAAAGAACUUACAUACAAAAUAAAAAAAUCAAGAAAAACAAAAACAACAACAUAGCUAUGAGAAAAUAUAACUUUGAAGAGAAUCUUUUUUAUUAUUAUUAUUAUUACAUAUUAUGGAUUAUUAUUAUUAACUAUAUGACUAUUAUUAUUAUUAUUAUUAAUUUUAUUGCCUUUUUCCGCCAACCCCCCUCCCCCCAAAGACCUUUUUCUAUACAAUAUUGGUUAACAAAAGAAAGUUGUAGUUUUUAAAUGAUAAUUUUAAGGUGAACAACAACAACAACAACAAAGAUGAUGAAGAAGAAGAAGAAUUCAAAUAUAAGCAAAGCAGUCAGCCACAAAGAUUUCUUAAAAUAAAAUUAACUAAAACUAAGGCAGCCGCCGCAGAAAGAAGGCAUAGGAGCACAGAAAAGACUUUGCUGCAAGGCCCGCCCCCCACAUAAGGAUUAUACUGGGGAGGAGGAGGUGGAGAAGGAGUAAGAGUUAGUAACUUGAAGAUUCCCCUCCCCCUGGAAGGAGGAUUCUUUGGCGAAUUCACUCUUUUUUGUUUAUUAGCUUAGCUAGUUAAAGGCAAUGAACAGCUGAUGGGCUAACAGCUGAUAGGCUAUUGACACAGCUGAUUGUCUCAUUACAACUAGUUUUCUUCUAGGCAUGCGCAACCUUUUCCAGCCUUAAAGGCUUGAGGCUGGCCAAUAAAUGAUUUCUCGUUCUCGGGUGGUAUGACAUUCGGUUUUAGUUAGUUUUCCAUUAAGAAAUUCACUUACACAACAACAACAACAUACACACUUGCAGUCCUCGUUGAUAGUAAGUUAGUUAAAACAAAACAAACAAAAAAUAAUACAAAAAAAUUAAAAAAAAAAAAUAUAUAUAUAAAUAUAAAACAAGAAAGAAUGAAAAUAAUUUAAAAAAACACACACACUCUUUAUUAAACAUAUUUUGAAUCCAGAUACUUAAAUUUAAUUUUUAAACUUAAACAAAAAAACAAAAUAAAAUAAUAAAAAAAACAAAGCAAAAAAAGAAACUUUAAAAACUUAAAAGAAUCAACAACAACAAAUUACCAACAACAACAACAACAAAACGCUCUUUAUCACUCACACUUUCUUAAGCAAAACUGAAAAAAUUACAAACAAGCAAGAAAAACUAAGAAGAAGAAGAAGACCUUACACAAAGUCCAGACUCAAUAUAUAUAUAUGACUAAAGAGAGAGACAGACCCUAGACCGAAGAAGAGGAAAAGAGGGCAAAACAUGACUUUUAACCAAUGAUAAAAUAUUGAGAGUUGAUAAAAAGAACGAGAAGAAGAAAAAAGAAAACAAAAAAGAAAAAUGACAGGUUGAGCAGUGGCAUAAGGAGGUUUUUGAUGGUGUAGAGGAGAUGCUUGGCAAGAGUUGAGAUGGCAAAAUAGUAGCAAAAGGAGUGUUUGGGUAAAAUUAUGGCAUUUCCCAUUAAUGCCAUAAUCUAAUUAGCAAGUCUGGAAUCUGGAUAAUUAACUUCUUUUUUACAUUAAUCACUCCUUUCGCUCAUUCACUCACCCACUCACUCCCAAUGCCUAAUUACAGCCUAGCUCCUCCAUCCAUCAUCAUCCAGCAUUUCCGCCAACACGCCCAUUCUUGUCCUUUGUGGACCUCUUAUGAAAGAAAUUUUGUACAUUUCUUCACCUUCCCACAGUUUUUUUUUUUUUUGUUUUUUUUUUCUUGGAUUUUUCUAUUCUUUUGUCAUAUUUAUCUAUUCCACACUCAUUCACUCACUCUCUCUCUUUGCGCGCUUAUAAUCAUGUUUGAAGAAUGAAGAACAACAACCAACAUACAUAUAUUAUGAUGAUGAAAAAAAAUUAAAAAAAAACAACAACAACAAACAACAAAAAAUGAAAUAUAUGCUAGUAUAUAUGCUAAUGACGAUGAUGGAUGUUGCUUCGAGUUAAUCUCUCUAAUGUUAAUUACUGUUUGUAAAAAAAAGUGUGUUUUGAAACGCCUAAUUAACGUUAGAUAAUUAGCUCGGUUUUGAAGUAAGUUUGUGCGAGUAUUGAAGAUUUAAAUAAACAAGAAAAAUUUAAAAUAAAAAAAA